UAACUUUUUUGAGUGGGUUAGUGGCGGCUUAAUCUUCGUUUUGAGAAUGAUGCGCCGUGUAAAAGGCGCUAUAAUGCAUCUUCAUUACAGUGUUUGGUUAGCGUUGUUAAGUAGCUGUAUCUCUCUCACCACAUCCGUCAGCUCUGCCGGUCCAGAGGUAACCUCAAAUCCCCAGGAUUAUAUCCCGGUUCCUCUUCUAAAAGUGUUAACGGAAAAGCCCGGCUGGGACUAUCAGAUUCCUACAAAACCCGAUUUAAAAUACAUGAAAAGACUAUAUACUAAGUGCGCUACGCAAGAUGGAAUACCGAAAAGACCUGCAGCUCAGCAAUAUAAUACUGUGAGGUUGCUGAAACCCCGGGUCGAAUUCCGUGACGCGGAAGAUGCGUUUGAACAGGAUGUAUUUUAUGGCUUGGAUCCUGUGACCUCGCGGGAGCAAUUGCUCCGAUCAGUGUUCCUGUACCCCAUCGAUAAAUCAGCGUGCUUUCCGACUGUGUGUAACUGCAGCUUCACCGUCCAGGAGGGGGAUCAUGCUCAGAUGUGCUCCAGCUCUCCGCAUUCAUACACCUUCCGCCUUCGCUUCGAACGCCGCAAGAGGCGCCAGUGGUUGGAGGUGGAACUCUCCUCCUUCCUGCAGCCGUUCAUCGGCCCCGACCGGGGGCAGCUACACGCGGUGUUCACCUAUAAGUGCACCGAGGCCUGCCGGAGACAGGGAGGUCGCAGCGGGCUCAGACCGAGCCUGCCGGCUCCUUCCCUGCUCCUGUUCCUCAACGACACCGGCGAAGAGUCACAUCGGAGUUGGCUGCCGACGGAUGCCCAGAGAAGCCUCCUCUCCGGUGGACGGAAGGGGAGGAAGGUGGCCGUGAGAUCCAUCCGACUCCGCAGAGAUCCCCAAGGUGGUGAGCAGGCGCUUCCCGCUGCCUUUCCGCCUUUCCCGUACCCGGAUCACGAGUGUCAGCUGCAUGACUUCCGACUGUCUUUUAGCCAGCUCCGGUGGGACCGCUGGAUCAUUGCACCGCAUAACUACAACCCUCGCUUCUGCAAGGGCAGCUGUCCCCGGGCACUGAGCCACCGCUACGGCUCCCCUGUGCACACUUUGAUCCAGAACAUCCUCUACGAAAAAGUGGAUUCUUCAGUUCCUCGCCCUUCCUGUGUCCCCGCCAAAUAUAAUCCACUGAGCGUGUUAACCCUGGAAAACGAUGGCUCUAUAGUUUACAAAGAGUACGAAGACAUGAUCGCUACGACCUGUACCUGCCGCUAGUGGGUGUUGCGUGCCUUAAGUUGGCGUGCUAGUUGGAAUGGAAAAUGUUGCUUCAAAAGCCAAGAAAAUCGCCAUAUGUACCAUAGUGAACUUUUAUUUAUAUAUAUUUGUUUUAUUUAUUUUCCUGCUUAGUGUUCGUUCUAGACUUAAAUGCCCAGGGUGGGCUGUGGUCCUCGAUUGUUAAACGGCCGUGUGAAUGACUUCCAAAUACCUCAUCUAACUCCCGAUUUUUCUUUUGAAACGUUUGUUUUUCCAAGUGUGCUGGUUUGUCCUCGUAACAAGUUUUUAAUGUUUAAAGCCGUACGAAGCGGAGUGUUGAUGUAGCUGUGAUGUGUCUUAAGUGACGUUUUUCUUGGCCAUGCAGGCAUGGAAAGUUGAGUACACCACGAUCACCAAUACUACCUUCACCUCUCCCUAAAUCCGCCCUUUAAAAAGUAACUUUUUUUAUUCAAACGUUUGGUGAUGUAGCAGAAUUUUAUUUGGGUGGGUUACCAGUAUUUAUUCAGAAUAGAUACGUUAAAUAAUUCUAAUCUUUCACAAACUGUGCACCACAGCCAGCAAUGAAAUGAGAAAUAUUUCCACUCGGCUGAAGUUCCAGUGACUUUCGACGCUCAACUGGAGAAAAUUCUUGUUUGGCUGCUAAUUAAAAUUUAUGAUGUAAAUUUUUAAAAACUUUUUUAAAGAAUACAUUGAGUGAGAAUGAAUCUUUUGCACAAUUGAAAUUUGUGGCACAAGACCCUGGUGGUAUCUGGUGUAGUUUGUGUAAAAUCUAUGAACAAUACUGAUGCAAGCUCUACAUGGAGAGUGAAGAUGUAAUAAAUAACUAUUGCAAAUAA
Stegostoma tigrinum is the source of this 2094-nucleotide messenger RNA. RefSeq names its product growth differentiation factor 9 (gene gdf9). Gene Ontology annotation, biological process: BMP signaling pathway; SMAD protein signal transduction. The coding region runs from base 47 to 1258 and encodes 403 amino acids. The record is from RefSeq and is a predicted model, not a curated record. Gene Ontology annotation, molecular function: cytokine activity; growth factor activity. Lineage: Eukaryota; Metazoa; Chordata; Chondrichthyes; Orectolobiformes; Stegostomatidae. Gene Ontology annotation, cellular component: extracellular region. The transcript is spliced from 2 exons.